Messenger RNA from Haliotis rufescens (red abalone), 1629 nucleotides. RefSeq names its product BMP and activin membrane-bound inhibitor homolog. NCBI's taxonomy places the organism in Eukaryota, Metazoa, Mollusca, Gastropoda, Lepetellida, Haliotidae. The coding region runs from base 451 to 1272 and encodes 273 amino acids. The transcript has 3 exons. The record is from RefSeq and is a predicted model, not a curated record.
AACUUGGCUAGUUCGGCAUGGCCGCUGUAUGUUAUCAGCCGUGUUUUGGGCCGAGGAGAAUUAGUGAAUGCAUGUUUUGAUGGUGAUUACUCGUGUUUGUGAAACAGUCUCAUGUGGGAUACCAUCAUGGAGAGGUAGAUGUACCCCAAGACACAACAUCGACUGAUGCAGUGCCGAGCUGUUCACUUGGGACUUUGCAAAGUUUGUGAACUCCUAGCAGACUUCUCCUCGCGUGUUUUAACGUUGGUGUCGAGCCCUUGUGUGUGUUCGUGAACUGUUGACAGUGAUUUCACGAGCUCGGGUCGGGCUGUUGUGACUCCUGUGGCAAGUUGUGGUUCUCUGGACUUGGUCAUAUGUUUGGAGGACCCACGGGUUAGUUUGUUACUCAUUUGAACAGUUUACCAGGAUUACUAGCGGAGGGGAAGAACCAGGCCUGUAGAGGGUUCCUCAAUGGAUUCAACACUAGCGCUUCUCUUGUUGUUUCUCGGCUAUUGUUUUGCUGUAAUUGAAGGAGAACUUCGGUGCUAUUGUAACGAAUCCGGGUGUGUCAGUACAGGCUAUAUGUGCAAGUCCAACAUCGGCAAGUGUUAUACGGCCAUGGAGACCGAAGGGGAGGUAACUCGCACUCGGCACGGUUGCUAUGACAACUUACCGGCGUCAUUGAGGACAAUGUGUGGAGAAGGGGAGGAGCUUGUUGAACCACGAGACUCCCAAUCAACAGUGACAGUUAUAUUCAAAUGUUGCAAAGACGAUAUGUGUAAUUACAAAGAAAAAAUCAUAGACAUUCCUAUAGUUCAAGCUUCUAAUUCGAACGGGAGUUCACAGAAAGGACAUACAAAGUCGAACCCGGCCGGAAAUCACGUAUACUAUUCUCGACGAGAUCCUGAACGAGACUUGUGGUUCAAGGCCGCCGUGAUUGCUGUGCCCAUCGCUGGAGGAUUCAUUCUUAUUCUUCUAGUGCUUCUCGCAGUGCGCAUGCUCAGAACAGACUCCAGACGCCAUAGACGUCUAAUCCAAGUGCGCCGAGAGCGCAGUCUGACCAAAGCUCAACUUUACGUCACAGAUCAUUUCAGCGACAAGUCCGAGAACUCGUGCACACUGUUCCCCGACAAAAGCAAACCGAGCAUAUGUCGAGACAUCAACAUCAAAGUCGAUAAAGACGGAAGAAUUUAUGAAAAAGUUGGUGAUAAAAAAAUACACAGACACUCCCAUCCAUCAUCAGUAAUUAUGUGGGGAAAACCAUCAAAAAACGAUCUGCCGACCGUUGUGUGAUAGGCACGUGUAUUGUGGCGCACGUGUAAACUGACAAUUUUGCUACAGGUGUAAAUGGGUUAUGAAUGAGUGGGACGUGUGCAUGAAUUUGACCAUGAAAUGGUCGGUUUGAUACUUUCAGCGUGGGCUGUAUUAGACAAGACGGUUGUAGAGGAUCAUGAACUACCCCGACUUGCCCAUGGAAGCUGUAUGGUGUGUUUUUCAACACGGGCUGACCUUGUCCUUGAUGCGGAGUGUACGUGUACGGAGAAACCAAUGUCAAACGGACUUUCAUCAAAUGUCAUUAUUUUAUUUUAUACAAAUGGCUUAUUUAUUGAUGUAAAAUAAACACAGGACGGAAGAUCCCUGUGAAAUGUU